Molecule: messenger RNA, 1721 nt
Organism: Capsella rubella
Lineage: Eukaryota; Viridiplantae; Streptophyta; Magnoliopsida; Brassicales; Brassicaceae
Product: trafficking protein particle complex subunit 12
Exons: 2
Coding region: 65-1321 (418 amino acids)
Molecular function (GO): protein binding
Source: RefSeq, a predicted model, not a curated record
AAAAAAAAAAAAAGUAAAGACCAAACCAGGUUGCUUAGUGUUUCUGAAAGCUCUUCCACAAACAAUGUUCACGGAGUCAUCAUCUCCAGCGAUGGAUCCGGAUUUACCCGAAUCCGAAACCCGACCCGGGUUCAAUCCCUCCUCCACCGCCACUGCCAAUCCCAGCACCGUUCAAACCGCCAUGGAUUCAGACUCCCUCGAAGCUAAAUCCGAAUCGACGACUUUCGAAUUAGCCUCUUCAGAAGUCACAUCCGUCGCCGAUCUACCACCGGAACGAUUCAACUCGCUGGACGAAUUAACCCACGAUCUCGGCUCUCUCCACGAGCUUUCGACCCGUGGCUCAUGGCAAGCGAUCCUCGAGAAGAUAGCUCAAGCCAGAGCUCUCUUUCUCCUCACAAAGCCUCACGAGCAUCUCACUUACCUCACUUACCAAGUUAUGGCUCUCGCCAAGCUUCGUCGCUCCGAUGAAGCCGCCCAUGAGCUUAAUUCUUUGCACGAUUUCGACGGGACGCAUUACAGGUACGAAUCGUUCCCUGAGAUCUACCCUAAUCGGAACGGAUCCAUGGUUCCUUUCUCUCUACGAUGGCUCUACGCUUUGAUCCCGACUAAGCUCGGUAAUCGCCAGGAAGGGUUAGAUCGGUUAUACGUUUUGCUUGACUUUGUUCGAGAUCGAAUCAGAGACAAAGAAUCUCAGAGUUUAGAUGCUUCUGUGGAAUUGUGGAAGAAAAGAGAAACCUUUGUGAUGAAUUGCUUGCUAGGGUUUCAUUUAGGCCACAAAGAAUUUGGGGUUUCUUUGGAUUUGCUGAAGGAAUUGAUAACUCGUGAUCCUUUAGACCCUGUUUUGAUAUCGAAACUAGGUUCUGUUCAAAUGCAGUUUGGUGACAUAGAAGGUGCUAAAACCACGUUUGAUAGGGUCGAGAAGAUGUUGAAUGAAGGAAAGAGCAAUGGCUUGUUGAAUGAAAUACAGUUCAAGAAUCUUGUGGGUAGGAAUAAGGCUUUGGUUCAUGUUGUGGCAAAGGACUAUGUUUCUGCUGUGAGAGAGUAUGACGAAUGCAUUGAAAGAGAUAACUCAGAUAUUAUAGCUGUCAAUAAUAAGGCCCUUUGUUUGAUGUACUUGAGAGAUCUAUCGGAUGCGAUAAAAGUGAUGGAGAAUGCUUUGGAGAGAGUACCAACCGCGGCUUUGAACGAGAGCUUGGUGGUGAAUUUGUGUAGUAUGUAUGAGCUGGCGUAUGUUAAUCACACUGAUGUCAAGCGGACAUUGAACAAUUGGAUAGCACGUGUUGCUCCCGAUGAUUUCGAUUCAUCUUGUACCAGAGUUUGAGGUUUUGAGCCAAGCAAAAGGUAAUUAGCCAAGGAGUUUCUAUCUUCAAUGAUGUUGAUCUUGCUGGGUUUGGCCUUAGCUGGAGACUCUGUUGUUGAUGCAAUUACGGGCUUCAAAUCCGUUAUAGUUUUCUGUUGUGUAAGCUAGCAAAUGGUUUGUUGCCCCUAAAACACUUGGUUAUCUUCCUGCAUUCGUUUUUGUCAUAUUCAUCUUCUUACAGCGAUUUCUGCACUACUUGCUGUUCAUCACGAAUGAAGAAUGUUACGUUCUUUCAAUUCUUCCUAUGCACAGAUAUUUUGGGUAAUCAAGUAUUGAAAGCAAUGUAAGCUACCUCUCUUGUCCAUUGUCCUCAAUACAAUUUAUCUAUUAGUAAAAUAGAAGUGUAGACUUUCUUGUUUUA